Talaromyces atroroseus is the source of this 2535-nucleotide messenger RNA. RefSeq lists its product as hypothetical. Gene Ontology annotation, biological process: mitochondrial respiratory chain complex IV assembly. The record is from RefSeq and is a predicted model, not a curated record. NCBI's taxonomy places the organism in Eukaryota, Fungi, Ascomycota, Eurotiomycetes, Eurotiales, Trichocomaceae. Bases 1 to 2535 code for a protein of 844 amino acids. The transcript has 3 exons. Gene Ontology annotation, cellular component: extrinsic component of mitochondrial inner membrane. Gene Ontology annotation, molecular function: zinc ion binding; oxidoreductase activity.
AUGCACCCGCGCAUUGCCCUCUCCGUCAGACGUCUCCCGUCCCAGGCAAGCAAGAGAUGCAAUUUUUCCAGCUCUCCGGUCCGACUCCACAGCAAUAGCAACAACAACCCCCUGAGCCAGACAGCAGCUGAGCGGCGCUCUAUAUCCUUGCCUAAGAAUGCUACGUAUUCUGCCGGCUCCGCGCGCAACGUGCAAUCAGCUGCCGUCGUCGCUCCGACGGCCAGUGCAGAAACGCGGGCAUUGCGCAGACCGGACAACUUAUUCCACCAUUAUUCGUCCUCUCCUUCGUCGAUUAUAAGGAAACGCGCUGCAUUUAUCAAGCAAAACGCCUGUUGUCCGCAUCCAAGCCACCAGCAGACUCGCGUCACUACCUCAGAGAAAAACGAGCCGACUGGAAACCUGCCCCCGGCACAUUCAAACUUUGAGUGUCCCGACUGCGGCGUGCCACUGUACUGCUCGGAAGAGCACUGGAUGGACGACUACGAAGCGCACCUCGAAGUUUGUGAAACAAUUCGCCAGAUCAACGAGGAUGACCACGACUUGGUGUCUGGACGCUUCUUCCCGGAAUUCUCGUACCCGGGUCCGCAGGAUGACAAUUUUGUUGUCAACAUGACGAACUGGGAUACUUUUCUGUAUACGCGCGAGUUUGAGGCGAUAGAUAACGAAAGGAGCAUGAGACAGGUCACGCGGAUGCUGACAUACCCAACUACGAUUGCCAGUGUUAUACACGAGUUGAGUCCCUAUACCGUGCGUUCGGGGGGAAGACUGACACCGGAGGGAUUGAAAAGUUUGACAGCACUCCGUUACACCCUUCACCCACCCAAACAAGGAGAAGGCAAAGAUAUUCGAGGCCUACGACUUAAAGCGCCUCCGGUCCGCAUAUUUAUUCUUGGAGCACGCGCAGAGUCGUCACUGCCGCGAGAAGUGUGGCUUCAGCUUACACACAUGUUCCCCAACGCGCUCAUCAAUCUCAUCUUCAUUGGGCCGGAGAGCAUGGCCAACCGCGAUGACGAGUUUCCCUUACCGGAGCGCACGCCUGAGAACCCAUUCGGCGGCAUUGUCGAAGACCGCCUCGGCCCGCAGAUGAAGAUCACGACCUACGUAGACUACUUCCAUACGAUGCACGACGCGCAAUACUUCUACCCAUACGACCCUUACUUUGACUGCUUCAUGCUCUUCCACCCUGGUCUAGGCCACCCAGCUAGUUCGCACGAAUGGGAAGCUACGCUGCCCAAGCUACUUGAAACCAAAGUGCCCAUCAUCUGCACCGGUUAUACGGAAGGGGAUAUGGCGAGGGACAUCAAGUGGGUUCGCGAGAAGUGUGCGGGCGAGUUCGAUGUUCUUCUUGAGCCGGGCGAGAACCGGUUUAGGAGUCUGAGAUGGGAUCUAAACGAUCUUGAUCCGAGCGAUGUGUCGGCUGGGAACUGGGGAAUCUGGGCUUUUAGGGGGAAGAGAUACGAGGCCACGCAGAAAGAUACGAUUACCGGACCCCUCGAUCUCAAGAUAAGCGACCUCCCAACCCCUUCCCCAACAGCCUCUCAAUACCUCAUCCAAAUCCACUCCGCCGGCACAAACUUCUUCGACCUUCUCCAAAUACAGGGCAAAUACCAACACCAACCGCCAUUCCCAUGGAUAUCCGGCAUGGAAUUCGCCGGCACCGUUCUCGCAACGCCCACUUCUUCUUCUUCUUCUUCUUCUACAAGCUACAAAUAUAAAGUCGGCGACAGAGUCUUUGGCGCCACCCAAGGCGCCUACGCAACACAUAUCCUUGCAACGGAAGAAGCACUCUUCCCCGUGCCCCGGAAAUGGAGUUUCGAGGACGCCGCGGGCCUCUUCGUAACCGCGCCAACAUCCUACGGCGGCCUUGUUACGCGCGCCAACGUGCAGCCGGGAGAGUGGGUGCUGGUGCAUGCGGCGGCGGGGGGUGUUGGGUUGGCUGCGGUGCAGAUUGCGAAGGCCAAGGGUGCUACGGUUAUAGCUACGGCGGGGAGUGAGCGGAAGAUGCAGGUUGCGAGGGAGUUUGGGGCGGAUUAUGUGAUUAAUUAUCGGGGCGGCAGCAAGAACAGCGAUGCAAAGAACGGUGAUAAAGGUGAUGGUGGUGACUGGACCGAACAAGUCAAACAACUAUGCAAAACGCAUCGUACGGGAAACGGAAAAGCCGGCGUUGAUAUCGUCUACGACCCCGUCGGCCUGAUUGAGCAGAGUCUGAAAUGCGUUGCAUGGAACGCACGGCUGCUAGUCAUCGGGUUCGCGGCUGGGAAAAUCGAAAAGGUAGCGCUGAACAGAGUGUUGUUGAAGAACGUGAGCAUUGUUGGGCUGCAUUGGGGCCAGUAUGCGAAUUUCGAGAGGGAGACGGUGGACACGGUUUGGAGGGGGAUUUUCGAGCUUAUUGAGCAGGGCAAGUUUAGGGGCACGGCGUUUGCGGACGAGAGGUUUGUGGGCUUGGAGAGUGUGGCGAGGGCGUUGAGGGCGUUGGGAAGUAGAGAUACGUGGGGGAAGGUGGUUGUAAGGAUUGAGGAGAAAAGUCGGUUGUAA